AUGGCGGGAGUGACUGUGGCGGGAGUGACUGUGGCGGGCGUGACUGUGGCGGGCGUGACUGUGGCGGGCGGAACUGUGGCGGGCGGAACUGUGGCGGGCGUGACUGUGGCGGGCGUGACUGUGGCGGGCGUGACUGUGGCGGGCGGAACUGUGGCGGGCGGAACUGUGGCGGGCGUGACUGUGACGGGAGUGACUGUGGCGGGCGUGACUAUGGCGGGAGUGACUGUGGCGGGAGUGACGGUGGCGGGCGUGACUGUGGCGGGCGUGACUGUGGCGGGAGUGACUGUGGUGGGGGUGACUGUGGCGGGCGUGACUGUGGCGGGCGUGACUGUGGCGGGCGUGACUGUGGCGGGCGUGACUGUGGCGGGAGUGACUGUGGCGGGCGUGACUGUGGCGGGCGUGACUGUGGCGGGCGUGACUGUGGCGGGCGUGACUGUGGCGGGCGUGACUGUGGCGGGCGUGACUGUGGCGGGCGUGACUGUGGCUGGAGUGACUGUGGCGGGAGUGACUGUGGCGGGCGUGACUGUGGCGGGAGUGACUGUGGCGGGAGUGACUGUGGCGGGAGUGACUGUGGCGGGAGUCGUGACUGUGGCGGGCGUGACUGUCGCGGGAGUCGUGACUGUGGCGGGCGUGACUGUGGCGGGCGUGACUGUGGCGGGCGUGACUGUGGCGGGCGUGACUGUGCGGGAGGCGUGA
Molecule: messenger RNA, 696 nt
Organism: Procambarus clarkii (red swamp crayfish)
Lineage: Eukaryota; Metazoa; Arthropoda; Malacostraca; Decapoda; Cambaridae
Source: RefSeq, a predicted model, not a curated record